UGUGCACGUGGAGCAGUGAGCAAUCCUUCAUCGUCGGUCCAGCAGUAUAGUAGAAAGUUAUGUAUCUCUCUCCUCUGGCCGCGUCUCCAUGUCCUCCUCGUCAACCGCUAGUGUGGACAACGGCUGAAUCUUCUUAGACGAGAAUGGAGAGACCCACUUCGGAUCUUUCACCAUCUCCAUGACUGGCUCUGGUAUAACUAUACGAGUAUAUAUGUAUACAGACGAAUACACGCAGAGAAAGGGAGAGACGUCCCCGUUCUGCAAAAACGAGGGGCAAUAAUACAGAGGCUAAAAAUGGGAGCGAUAUUGUGUGUUAGUGAAUGUGAAUUUUAGUUCACUUGCCUGAAGAAGAUUGCUCAGGGAUCGCAGAUGAUACUCUUGGUUUGUCUGCACGCGAAGCCCUUCACCCUUUGCGGUAACAUGGACCCGUACUUCGGCUGAAGAGUUCAGUUGUUAUGGGACCAGACUAAAAGAUUUAACAUAGAGGUUAGUGUGAUGUCAUCAGCUACUGAGAUUGCUGUUGUCUCCAGCCCAUUCCGACAGCUUGUGGGGCUUGGCCUGGUCUCGGAAUGAGACCUUGGACCAGGAGCUCAUUGUGUCUGGCUCUGUCGACAACACAGUCCGAGUGUGGGCGUGGUGGGCUUCUGUUUAUAGCAUGAAUAUGAUCAUUACGCCAUUGAUAUUUAUGUACGGGGAUGAUGGGAGGUCCCUAUUAGAGCCAAAGUGGACCUUUGAGGGGCAUCAAUUAGGGAAUCGUCUCCGUGGCAACCAACCCCACUGGAACAGUGGGAGCCAGCAGUGGUCUGGAUGGUGGUAUCAGGACAUGGGACCUCACCACAGGAGAAUGUGUCAGGAGUAUUGACGGAGGUCCAGUGGAUGUGUGGACACUCACCUUCUCCCCUGACUCACAGUUCAUAGCAACAGGUAGUCACAAUGGUAAGAUCAACCUUCAGUGCAUCGGAAGGAAAGAAAGCGAGUUCUCUGGACACCCGCGGCAAAUUCAUCAUGAGCGUCACCCACAGUCCAGAUGGGAAGUUGAUAGCGAGUGGUGCAGUGGACGGAAUCUUUGACGUGGCCACUGGAGCUCUCCUGCACACUCUGGAGGGCCACGCCAUGCCAGUCAGAUCUCUCUGCUUCUCUCCUGAUUCCCAGCUUCUCGUUACCGCCUCUGACGACAGGGACAUGAAGAUCUAUGACGUUGAAACCACAAAACUAUGAGGCCAAUGAUUUUCAUCGCUUGCAGAGGUCGUCCCUAUCUCGGAGACCCACGACCUACUCCGGCCAUGAGGAAGCAAUGUCUCUACUCCUCGUCUUCCUCUCCUCCCAGAUGUAUGGCUUCUCCUCCGGCUCUGGGAUUCUCCUACAACACAUUCUCUCCCUACCUACCUGCAGCCACCCAGCCUCCCUCCACACUGGCCGACGGGCGUACUACUCCUAUUAGUGCUCACCCAUCAGCAGAUGUGUGGCCAGAAUCCAUACCGUCGGUCCCUGCUACAGUUCACUGACGAACACAGCAGCAGGAAGACCAGGGCCCCAUUCUCUCUCAACCUCCAGAAACUGUACCUCUCUCUCUGCAAUAACCUGUCGGAGCAGACGACUCUGCUCCUCUAUCUCCUGCUACAGGGAAAUCCUCACGUCGCAUCUUUCAUCUUCUCUCGAUCUGACAUUGACCUUCUGGUGGUUCCUCUCCUCCAUCAUCUCCAUGGCUCCAGUCAGCAGCCCUCCAGUGCCCAUCAUGUCUACAUGCUACUCAUUGUUCUCCUCAUCUUCUCUCAAGACGACUGCUUCAACAAGUCCAUACACGAACUGCAUCUCCAGAAGGUGGAGUGGUACUCUGAGAGAUCACUGACCAACAUAUCAGUUGGUAGUCUGAUGGUAAUAGUCCUGGUCAGAACUAUCCAGGCCAACAUAUCCCACAUUCAGGACAAGUAUCUCCACACCAACUGUCUUGCUGCACUGGCUAACAUGUCUUCCCACUUCAACUCCCUUCAUCUCGAUGCCGCCCAGAAGAUUGUCACAUUGUUCAAGCAACUGGCUAAAAAGUACCACAGGAUGACACAGAAGACCACACCCACAACCACGCCCACUUCAGCCACACCCCUAUCCCCAGACUCUGAGGCUGUGUUCAGAGAGAGUGCAGAUUAUAGUACAGAGGUGGGGGUAGUGGAGGAGAUUCUGGUGAUGAUACUGGAGAUUGUCAACUCGUGUCUGGCACAUCGUCUGGCGACCAACCCCCACCUGGUCUACUGCCUCCUCUACCAGAGAGAGGUGUUCUCCCCGCUACACACCUCCCCUCCCCUCAUGGACCUCGUCAGGAACAUCCUCAGUGUGGUAGAGUUUUUCUCAAAGAAGUUGGAGGAGAGUGGGCCAUCUCCCUAUUCCUCUCCAUUUGUCCUGGAGACCAUCAUCAGAUGCUCUGCCACCUGGCCUCACCACAGACUACGGGUAUUUCCAGAGCUAAAGUUCCGCUACGUGGAAGAAGCUCAGCCGGAGGAAUUCUUUGUGCCCUACGUGUGGACCCUAGUCCACAAGAACUCUCCUCUCUACUGGCAGCAGUUUCACGUCUCCUCCUCUCCCUCCUCCUCUUCCUCCACCACUCCUCACUGACACUUCUCAACUCCCAUCCCCGAUUAUCAUCCUCAUCUUUUGCAUCAAUAUUGUCAUUAACGAACGCGGAUAACGAUAAACAAUUAUAUUAUUAGGUGGGGGAGUGGUGAUGGGUGUAGAGCUGGUAAGGGCAACGGUUGCACGCAU
Messenger RNA from Geodia barretti, 2754 nucleotides. The record is from the annotation of a GenBank genome assembly. Lineage: Eukaryota; Metazoa; Porifera; Demospongiae; Tetractinellida; Geodiidae.